AUGUGGAUCCUUUCAUGCGACGGCGACUUAACGUUUCGCGCACUAGGCAAAAGGCUAUGGCUCAAGCCCGGAACAAGACACCUCUUCGGCCGCACGAAACCUCCCUCUGGCUCGGACAGCCCUGGCGAGAAGAACCACGUCAUUAGCCACAAAUCCGUUUCCCGCCAGCAUCUUACUAUCAUCGUUGACGCUGUCAAGCCCGGAGACGGCUCUAACCUGAGCGCCAAAGCGAUUCUCACUCUAACCGAUGACUCCAAGUUCGGCACCACCAUCGACGGCGAGAAAUUCGUAAAGGAGUCGAGGCAGUUGACAGGAACGGACCAUGCUAUACAACUGGGUAGCUACGACCAGAAGUUCCGGAUAACAUGGCAACCCGUUGUCAUAACUUUUGCAUCCACGAGUCGCGACCUGACCAACGCACUACCAUCCAUCAAGUCUCGACUCGAGGAGAUUGAUGUCAAGACGUCAAUCGACUAUGUCGUCGGCCAUACAACCCACGUCAUCGCGGACAAGCGCAACACAGCCAAAGGCCUCCAGGCGCUCGUAAACGCAAAGCGCAUCGUCACAGCCUCUUUCAUCGACGCCAUCUUCUCCGCAGCGUCAAGCACACCCAACCAGGAUGAUCCAGACAACCCGCUGCCGUCGCGGCUAGAGACGGACUUUGACAAGGGCUGGCCGAGGGAGAUGGAGUAUCUGCCUGCUGUAGGGAAGGAGCCGGUGCCGAGGCCUGGGGACAUCUUCACGCCGAACCCUGGAAGGCAGAGCGUUUUCGAGGGAUACACAUUUGUUUUCUGCGACCAAACGCAGUUUGAGAACCUGCAGCCUCCGAUCACCAACGGUGGCGGGAAAGCGUUAUACUAUGAGCUCGUGGAAGGCCAAACGACCGCUGAAGACCUGAUGCACUUCAUCAGGAAGAUUUCAAAGCAGAAAAUGCCUGAAGACCGCGAGGGCGGCGAUGCGAGAAUCAUCCUCGUUCGCUACAAUGGGUCGAAAGGCUUCGAGGACUGGGCUGACAACUUCAAGAGGGAGACUCAACUGCUCAUGGGAUGGAGAAGCGUGCAGCAGAAUGAGUUUCUCGAUGCUAUACUCAUGAACGAUGCCAGCGUACUUCGCCGAGAGCUGGAAGAUGAGGAUAGGCCUGAAGCUGGCGCAAAUUCGUCGAGCAUGGCCGCGCCUCCCCUCCCGUCCAGUGACACCGUUCAGGGGGACCACGCGGCACCCAGCCGCACCGCCAAUGCGGCCACAGCAACUUCAUCCUCUACAGUACCCCUAUCCUCCUCAGCACCCACAUCCAGCAAAACAUCACGACGAGCGAGAAGAGCGAUCACGACAUCCCGCUUCAAAGGCUUCGACGACAUUGAGCCCUCCUCCCUCCCCAAGGCCACCCAAUCCUCCUAUGCCGCCGGCGCCGCCGACGAUGACGACGACGACGAAGUCAUGGCCGAGUCUUCGCACCGACCCGCCUCCCCAUCCCAGCGCCCCUCCAUCAUCGACCCUUCCCAGUCCCAGCAUCCCUCGCCCACCCAAUCCCGCAAACGCCGCCACGCCGAUGUCCUCCCCGAGGAGCCCGACGAGGACGAGCCUGAGAACCCCGAAGACGUACUCAACGCACUUGUGCCCGCCGCCACCGCUGCCGCAGCCGCAAAGCGCCGCCGCCUCGCGGCCAUCUCCUCCCGCCCCAUCGACGAACUUGUCGCAGAAGACGCCCGCAACCGCAAAGCGGAAGCAGACGCCAUGGCCAUGGCGCGCAAGUCACGUAAGCAGGACAAGGAUAUCGAUGUUGUGGGGCUUGCACGCGAGCGGCGCGCGCAGGAAGAGGAGAGGAGGGUGGAGGAGGAGGAACGGCUUAGGGAGAGCCUUGAGGGGCUCGAUAUUGCGCACCUCAUGGACUUGGUGCAGGUCGAGGAGAUGGAGGUGCGUGCGUUACGGCGGUCUGCGAGGGGUGGUGCUGAGGGAGGAAGAGGCGGGGGCGGGGAGUGGGACGAGCGGUGGAAUGGGAGGAAGAACUUCAAGAAAUUUAGGCGGAAGGGCGCGGUUGGAGAGGGGCAGACGGAGAGGCCAAGGAAGGUUAUCGUGCCGCUUGAGGAGGUCAGGAAGAAGGAUUUUGGCAUUGGCGAGGCGUAUUGGCUCAAGGAUAGUGCAGAGGGGACGCAGCGGAGGGAGAGCGGCACCCAAAGCCAGAGCCAAAGUCAGGCGGGCGCGCGGGGUCGGCGAGGCAAAGAAGCGGAGAAGGACGCCGAGGACGAGGGCGAUGCGCUGAGUUUCAGGCGGAGGAGGAAGCCAAGGACGGUCGUAGAGGAGGAGGAAGAGGGCGAGGAUGUCGUGCCGGAGGAGAUCAUCGAGCCCCCCAGAAACACGAGGCUCGCGGAUAAGGCACGCGAGGCCAGGGGUAAAGAGGCCGAGCCAUCCACCCAGACGCUCAGAUCGGGAGGGGAGAAGAAGGCGAGAGGGAAGAGGGCUGCGCCUGCUGAGACGGCUGCGGAGGCGCCGCCUGCUAAGAAGGCUAAGGGGAGGCCGGAUCUGAGUACGCAGGAGGAGAGCGAGGGUAGUGGAGACGAGCUGAGGUUUAAGUUCCGGAGACGGCGGUAA
This is a messenger RNA of Coniosporium apollinis CBS 100218, 2589 nucleotides long. RefSeq lists its product as uncharacterized. Lineage: Eukaryota; Fungi; Ascomycota; Dothideomycetes. Gene Ontology annotation, molecular function: protein binding; damaged DNA binding. The record is from RefSeq and is a predicted model, not a curated record. Gene Ontology annotation, cellular component: Mre11 complex. Bases 1 to 2589 code for a protein of 862 amino acids. Gene Ontology annotation, biological process: mitotic G2 DNA damage checkpoint signaling; double-strand break repair via homologous recombination. The transcript is spliced from 6 exons.